Cyanistes caeruleus (blue tit) is the source of this 1378-nucleotide messenger RNA. RefSeq names its product centrosomal protein 41 (gene CEP41). Lineage: Eukaryota; Metazoa; Chordata; Aves; Passeriformes; Paridae. Gene Ontology annotation, cellular component: ciliary basal body. The record is from RefSeq and is a predicted model, not a curated record. Gene Ontology annotation, biological process: cilium assembly.
CGCGGCCGCGCGUGAGGGACGGGCGGAGCGGGCGAGCGGCGCUGAGGGGCGAUGUCGGCUCGGGGCGGAUUCGGCGACCCUCAGCUUCUAACCCGGCGCAUCCCCACGAAUCCCAAGUAUCAACAUAUAAAAACUCGUCUGGAUACUGGAAAUAGUUUGUCAAAAUACAUGGAAAAAUUGGAAGAGAUCAAAAGAAAUUACAGGUAUAAAAAGGAUGAGCUGUUUAAAAGGCUGAAGGUGACAACUUUUGCUCAGUUGGUGCUCCAGGUGGCCUCUCUGUCCAAUGAAACCUUGGAGGUGACAAAGGAGGAGCUGCACGAGCUGCCAGACUCUGCAGGUGACGACACAGAGGGGACAAAAAACGACAAAGGGAGCCCUGAGGGCACGGCCAGCCCUGUCCUGUUCCUCAACAACUCCGGAGCUGGAGAAUCCCAUCGCUCCACGCUGCAGAGCGUGAUCAGCGGGGUUGGGGAGCUGGACCUGGAGAAGGAUUCUCCGAAGGAAGAGGAGAGCCAGGCCAGGGAGACGCCGUACCCCGACUGUCCCUUCCUGCUGCUGGACGUGCGGGACCGCGACGCCUACGAGCAGUGUCACAUCGUGGGAGCUUAUUCCUACCCCAUCGCAACGUUGUCCAGAACCAUGAAUCCCUACACAAAUAAUAUUCUGGAAUACAAAAACGCCCACGGGAAAAUCAUCAUCGUCUACGACAACGAUGAGCGCUUGGCGAGCCAGGCGGCCACCACCAUGUGUGAGAGGGGCUUCGAGAACCUCUUCAUGUUAUCUGGGGGCCUCAAGGUCCUUGCCCAGAAGAUCCCGGAGGGGUUGAUCACCGGCACGCUCCCGGCCUCCUGCCAGGUGGCGGCUCCGGCGGGAACUGCCCGCAGGAGAGCCGUUCCCAGGGCGCCGCCGGCGCGCGCCGAGAACAGGUGGAGGUUUUCUGCAGAGGAUCUGCAGAAACUGAGGCGUUACCUGGCCGAGGAGCAGCUCCCUUCAGAUGCUGCCAGUCGCCUCACCCGCGGCUUUUCCAGCCACGAUUCCAAACUCUCAUCGACGAGGAGCAACCCCAGCCUCCCCAGCUCUGCUGGCACCGUGGGAUCCCUGAGCAGCCGCUCCCGCAGGACCAGCAUCCAGAACAGGCCCUGGAAAUAAACCAGAAUCCAGGUUUUGGGAAUGCUGAGCCCCUUUGUGGUUUGAGGGAUUGGCAGGGGGAAAAAAGCAGCCGUGGUGAGGAUUGGCAGCUCGGGUAAGGCUGGAAUGACGAUUCCUAGGAGCAGGAAUGGCAUCACCUGAGGGGCAGGGCAGGACAGAGGUGAUAGAACUGGUUUUGUAGGGGAAGGAGCAAAUUGGGACCAGUAGAAACUGUUCCACAAAGUUUUUA